Diospyros lotus (date-plum) is the source of this 2161-nucleotide messenger RNA. RefSeq names its product FCS-Like Zinc finger 11-like. The record is from RefSeq and is a predicted model, not a curated record. NCBI's taxonomy places the organism in Eukaryota, Viridiplantae, Streptophyta, Magnoliopsida, Ericales, Ebenaceae.
GGGGGGGGGGGGGAGGUUGUCUUGUCAAGACAUGUACACAUUUUUACUACAUUUGAAUGCUCCCUAUUCUCAUCUCUAACAUCACCUCUGAAGAUUUCUAGAGGAAAAAACCAGAUUGGGGCUUUUAUUGGUGAUUCUGAAAAGGGUUGAUAAUGUUGAGGAAGAGGAGUAGAUCACAUCAGAAGGAUCAAAACCUUGGUCAUCCAAUGGCUGAAGCCUUUCAUGAGUCUAAUAUUCAGUAUGAGGUUUUGAGGCAGAAACACAAAACUAGUUCUUUUUUCACUGUCCCUGGCCUGUUUGUGGGGUUGAGUCCUAAGGCUUCAGAGUCUGAUUCAGUUAGAAGCCCUACUUCUCCAUUAGAUUUUAUGGUCUUUUCAACCUUAACCAACCCUUCUAGGUCCCCAAUAAUGUCCCACGAGGGUAACCCGAAGAGCUGGGAUUGCAGUAAAGUGGGGUUGAGCAUUAUAGAUUCUCUUGAGGAUGAUGAUGCAAAAGAGUCUGGGAAAAUAAUCCGAUCAUCGCAGAGUAAGAGUAUUCUUUUUGGGUCGCAGAUGAGGAUUAAAACCCCUAAUUUUCGAAACCACAUUGAUUCUUUUGAGGCUCCUAAGUCGCUGCCAAAGAGUUUCGGAGUUUCUUCCUCUACCCAGAUCAAACCAUCCAAUCUUCAAAUGGCUAGACAAACAAAAGUGGAGCCCGAACCAUUUGGAAAGAUCUUGUCCUAUUCACUGGAUUCUGGAAGGUCUGGAUCACACUUAAUAAACCGGGGGUACCAGUUCGAGUUCUGGGAUUUUAAUUCUAGUUCUAGAAAUGGAACCAACCCAUUGGCUUCACCCCCUCAACUGAGAGAAGGAAGUCAAGAUUUAGGCAAUUCAUCAGCUGCAAUGCUGAAUCCCCUUAAUAUUUCCUUGGGGUCUGCCCGGGACCUUACCCGGCCCCUCUCAGCAAGCGAGAUCGAGCUCUCUGAGGAUUAUACUUGUGUAAAAACAUAUGGCCCCAACCCCACAACAACCCAUAUUUUUGGUGACUGCAUUUUGGAAUGUCACAACAAUAAUUUGUCUAAUUCUUGUGAGAAGAUUCAAAUUCAAUGGCCUCUGGCAAUGGCAGCUAACUCCUCCAAAAUCCGUACUUCAUACCCCUCCAGUGACUUCUUGAAGUUCUGUUACUCUUGCAAGAAGAAACUGGACGGUGAAGAUAUCUACAUGUACAGGGGUGAGAAAGCGUUUUGCAGUUGGGAUUGCCGGUCUCAGGAGAUAAUGAUCGAGGAGGCAAUGGAGGAAGAAACCACCGAUGCUUGUCCCCAAAACUCCCCAAAAUCAAACCCUGCUGAGGAACUUUCUCGAACCACCAUGUUCAUCGCAAAAUAGAGGAAGAGAAUGCUGCUCUUGCCGGUUGCUGGUUGCUUUCCGCUACCAGUGAGCCCAUGAUCGAUGAAAUUGUCCGGGAGGUAGACAAUAUCCCUGGUCAUCUGUUUACCCAGAGCUGUGCGUGUGCAUCUUUUAGCAGCCAUGGAUGAUCAUUGCGUACAUUGCUCCUGCUGAUUGUAUCUCAUCUUUCAUGGUCUUAGUGGGUAGUGUGUUGCAGUUGGCUGGUUUUGGUUUCAUAAUCCUGACAUGGAUACAAUGUCACUUGUUUUAACUGUUCAAUUGGAAAGGGUCGUAGCCAAGCUCCAUGAGUCUAUGGCUCCCCAAUUUCUUUCCUUGUUAGCCUCCAGACUCCCAAGUCUUUUGACGAAUGGAUCUCUCUUUUAUACACAAGAAAAGCAUUUGCAUGUUGAGUUUUCGUUUCUUCCAGCUUAAAGAUUGUUAUUGGGUGAGCUUUUCUUCAACCCAACUUGAACAAGACACCAGCAGGAGGUAAAGGAAAUCUAAAAGAACUUGAAAAACAUUUUAACACAAUGAAGACUAGACUUUAUAUGUAAUUUUAACUUGAAUCCAAUUCUAAAUUGAGAUUGACCUCACAAAUUCAAUAUCCAAUUCGCCAUUGCUGCCUUCAAACUCUAUUUCACCAUUGCUGACUUCUUAUCCUCGCAAUAAGGGGGAACAAUGGGUUUGGAAAUAAAGCGUUUAUCAAAUAACAAUAUUGGCAGCUAGAUGAGAUUAUUAAAGAUGCGAACAAAAAACAGAGUAGAACACAGAAAAACAAAAUUCCACGAGGCCAGCCC